CAACACAAACAGUUUGUGCUGCACAGAGUAAAGACCACUGACACAUUAAUUAUUGUUUCUAGCGUUAUCUUAAAAAGUGGCAAUUAUGGCAAACUCUGAAAACCAUGGAAAGGGGACGUGCAAUGAAUUACAGAUUCAAGAUAAUGGAGAUGUUUGUUCUCUAUAUUCAGACAAGACCAAGUUUGCUGUCAGAGAUGAACUGAGCUCUAGGCCUUAUCGACUGGCAGCUAUAGUUCUGGGGGUCCUAAGUGCUGUGUUUCUCUUGCUUGUAAUAGGACUAAGUGUUCACAUUAACAGGGUGAGCGACAAACAUGACAUCUUGUCUCUCAACUCAUCAAUAAACUGCUCUCAACUUGUUCAGCUGCAGUCAGACCACAGAAGCCUGACUGAGUCCAAAAAUGCACUUCAGAACCAGCAUGAUGAAGACGUAAAAAUGAUCAAAUCCCUGCAGACGAAUUUGAGCAGAGAGACAAGACUGAAGAAUGAGCUAAUCUUACAAAAUCAAAAAUUGGAAGAAGACGUAAGAAAAAUGCAAUCUCAAAUUUCAAAUCUUGCAGAAGGAAACUGUGGCAAGUGCUUGCCCAACUGGGUGCAGAUGGGCAGCACGUGUUUUUACUUUGAUGUGUCUUCAACGAUUCCAUCCAAAGGCUGGAAAGAAAGCAGGGAUGAGUGCAAGAAAAAAGGAGCUGACUUAGUCAUCAUAGAUUCAAAGGAGAAACAGGAGUUCAUCAUAAAAAACUUAAAAGAACUGAAACAAUCAUUCAGUUAUUAUAAUGGAUUUUGGAUCGGACUGAAGGAUGACCAUACAGAAGGGAUCUGGAAAUGGCUGAAUGACGCCACACUGACACAAGGGUACUGGAUGGAUGGGGAGCCAAAUGAUGAAAGGGGCAUAGAGGAUUGUGCAGCUGUGUAUUCCACCAAUAAUCCAAUGAAGGCCUGGAAUGAUGCUCCAUGUUCACACCCACUAAAAUGGAUCUGUGAGAAGGAAAUAAAUAAAACAUUCUAGAAUCCUCAGUUAAUAAUGACCAUCUUGUUUUUGCCCAUUAUUGACAGUUAUAAUUCAGCAAAGAUGAAAAAAUAUUUUAAUGAUUUAUUUUAAGUAAGCACUUCCUUUACUCUCUCUCUCUCUCUCUCUCUCUCUCACACACACACAUGAAUGAAUUCUGUUACACUUGAGUACUCUAGGACUUCAUGUUUUUAGCUACAUUGUAUAUUCUACUCAACCAAAAAAAUUCCUUGCAUGCUUCUUUAUUCCUAUUGCACUUCAUUUAUAUCCUGUCAGCACUGCAUAUGUCAUGCAUAGGGGUCCAGGGGAAAUAUUUCAUCUCACUUUGUACUACACACUGCAUAUGGUUAUGAUGACAAUAAAGAUCUGUACUUGACUUGACUAUUUUUAAGAGAAAAAAUAAAAUUCAAAUGAUUAAAAUGAUUUUUUGUUGGAAAAAUGCUAAGUUGUUUGUCCAUUUU
This is a messenger RNA of Pangasianodon hypophthalmus (striped catfish), 1467 nucleotides long. Its product is annotated as C-type lectin domain family 10 member A-like. Gene Ontology annotation, biological process: inflammatory response; cell death; leukocyte cell-cell adhesion. Gene Ontology annotation, cellular component: signaling receptor complex; plasma membrane. The record is from RefSeq and is a predicted model, not a curated record. The transcript is spliced from 6 exons. The coding region runs from base 86 to 1006 and encodes 306 amino acids. Gene Ontology annotation, molecular function: low-density lipoprotein particle receptor activity. NCBI's taxonomy places the organism in Eukaryota, Metazoa, Chordata, Actinopteri, Siluriformes, Pangasiidae.